CUGUCGUCUUUCGAUGCGAGAGCAUUGCUGCGGGAUGUGUUUGGCGAAUAUUUAUUGAUUAAAUUUAGUGACUGAGGUUAUAUCUAUCCACAAUGACCCUCUGUGUGUGACAAAGUGUCCUGCGAAACCUGACACCCCCCAGCACUUGUGGGGGUCGCCCAGCUGCACCCUUGGGCAUGCCCAGCCGUCCGGACAGUUUAACCCCCAGAUAAAAAGGACAGAGAUAAAGUGUGGAAGAAUUUCGGCGAAAGGCCAUCGUGAGGGAAAAACAACAUGAUUAUCGCCUCUCCAGCGAUCGUGACUCAUUAUCACGAUAUGUCAAUCACAUAUAAAAGAUGGGGACAAUUAAGCAAGUGAUUGGCUGUUCACCAUCGCGAGAUACACAUUUCUACAUAUUAAACUAAUAAUUGGAGCAGAGUGAGAAAGAAAAGACUUCUUGAUAACGUUUGAGGCCACUGAAUAGCUGGCGCUACAUCAAACAUGGAAAUAUUGUGUGUAAAUCGAAAAAAGCGAUAAAACUUCGGGAUAUUCUGUCUCACUGAGCUACACCAGGUGGGAGCGAGACGUGAUAUCGCUGAAAAACCAUGAGAGGCAGAAGAAUUCCAAUUCCUCUACCAAACACGGGGACAAUGUCGAGAAGACGGAAUUCGUUUUGUCUGAGAACAGCCGUGGUCAUUUUCCUGGUUCUUUUUAUAUUUCUUCAAUUACACAUUAUGAGCUACUCCGAUCCGAGAGAUACACACAUUAAUGAUGUGACAAAUGACUCAACAGCUGCUAUUUUAUCAAUGGUACCCCCAGUUUUCCACAAGUUCUUAACGGCCAAAGCGAAGAAUGUCAGUCAUGAUCACAAUGGCUCAGCAACGAGUGGCGGUGAAAUGCAAUUUCAUAAUCCAAACAUCAGUGAGAUGAAACGAGCUAUCUUGCGAUACAAUGAAAUGCAGAACGUCAUCAAUGAGGACAUUUUUGGACCCCUACAAAAUGAUUCUGUGAUAAUAGUUGUACAGGUUCACAAGCGCAUAACGUACUUACGACAUUUAAUUGUAAGUCUAGCACAAGCACGUGACAUCUCAAAGGCACUUUUAAUCUUUUCACACGACCAUUACGACGAGGACAUCAAUGAGUUGGUGCAGAGUGUUGAUUUUUGUAAAGUGAUGCAGAUUUUUUAUCCUCACUCCAUACAAACACACCCUAAUGAAUUUCCGGGAGCUGAUCCACGAGAUUGUCCGAGGGAUAUGAAAAAAGAGCAGGCUCUUAUCAAAAAGUGUAACAACGCGCUGUAUCCAGAUCUGUAUGGCCACUAUCGUGAGGCCAAGUUCACCCAAACGAAGCACCACUGGUGGUGGAAAGCCAAUCGGGUGUUCAAUGAACUGGAAGUGACGCGUUUCCAUUCAGGUUUAGUUGUAUUUUUGGAAGAAGAUCACUAUGUAGCUGAAGAUUUUCUCUAUCUGUUGGGCUUAAUGCAGAAACGAUCCCAUGAUCUCUGCCCUAAAUGCAAUAUUCUGUCUCUUGGAACGUAUCUAAAGACUUUUAAUUAUUACACGUACAGUAAUAAUAAGAGCAACAAAAAAGCUUUCUUUGGGCAAUCACGUGCUGCGGCUGCUUCCAAUUCAAAUGCAAUGGGUCUUAAUACACAUACUAACAACAAUGCAAAUACUUAUCACGGCGGAGGAAUUUUAAUGGAGAGUAUUCCUGUCACCACAACUGAGAAAUAUUCAGCACAAUGGGGAUACCAAGUGCUUCCAUCUCUGUACUCUAUUUAUCAGAAGGUCGAAGUGACUCCGUGGAUUUCCAGCAAGCACAACAUGGGCAUGGCCUUCAACAGGACAACGUGGAAGGAGAUUGUCAAGUGUGCGGAACACUUUUGCUCAUACGAUGACUACAACUGGGACUGGUCAUUGCAGCAUGUCUCGCAGCACUGCCUCAAACAGAGGCUGCAUGUGAUGGUUGUGAAGGGGCCCAGAGUUUUUCACAUUGGCGAAUGUGGGGUUCACCACAAAAAGAACAACUGUGAGUCCAACCAGGUGAUAUCAAAAGUGCAAAAGGUGCUCCACAUCGCCACAAAGGCUGCCCAGCUCUUCCCCAAGACCAUCACACUCACCGUGGCGAGUGUGGUGCAGAAGACGAAGCUGCGGAAGGGCAAUGGUGGUUGGGGUGACAAGAGGGAUCAUCAGCUAUGUCUGAAUAUGACUCUGUCCUACAGAUAAUUCACCUGAUAUCCAUUACACUGUUUGCCACUCUUAAAGUGUUGAUAUACAGAAAGAGGGACAGAUAGAGAGAGAGAGAGAGAGAGAGGGGAUAGAGAGUGAGAAAGGAUGGAAAUUUUGUGCUGUGUGGAACUUUAAUCCUCACAAAAUCACUGAUGAGGAUGUCUUUUUUCUAUCAUUAAGCUCUAUAUGAUAGUACUUUAGGUGGAAAUAAGAAAUUACUAAUAGUAUUUAUUAUAAUUUGAAACUGUCGAAAAGACCUAAAACUAAAGCAUCGCGUUUUGAGGGCCUCAAUCCCAACAUCUAAUAACUUCUCUUGAAUAAUAAUUUUGUCCUCAUAAAUUACUGUAUUCACACUAUCCGUAAGGACUUCUUCUAAGAAUUUAACUUUGAAUUUGUGAUAAUAACAUUAAAUGUUAAUGAUAUAAGUAUUACCAUUUAAGUGAGGAAAUGAAAUAUCUUUAGUGAUUCUUCUUUUCUUUCUGUGCCGUCGCCGGUAAUGCAAAUUUUUAGUGAUAGGAAUUACUUUCGGCGUCUAAAAUGCUGUGUAUUUUCUUCCUAAACAUUGGAAUUUUCUUUCAUAUCUUUGGCUGAUGAAAAAUAGUUUCCUAAGUAGGUUAUAAGUUCAUAUUUAAUUGAGUGUGUGUAAAGCAUAAAUUGGGGGUUGCAUUCAAUCUGUCUAACGCCCAUCAUUCACCGAUCAUCACCCAAAAGUCUAGUCUCUAUAGAAGUGUAUUUUUUGCCGUAGAUUUAAGGGAGGGGGCAGAGAUUUGUGAGGACAGAAGCACGGCAAAGACGUAAAAAAUAGGAAUUUAUUGCUCAAAGGCAAGAUUUGAAGUGGGUGCUACACAGAAUAUAGGGUAAAUUCACGUGGACAGUACAUUUUGCAGUCAAACACUUACUCCAGUAUCUUAGGAAUUAAGAGAGAGGGACGUAUAAACAAAUCUCGUGUUACGAUUCUUGCGUGUCUCAUGAAUUUUGGCACGGGAUGGUCAGAGUAACUCCACAGACAAUUCGAUGUCUAGUCAGAGAGAGAGUAAUGAAAGUAUAAAGAGUAUCCCAAAAAUUACUAUGGAUUUAACACAUAGUUUGUCGUCUUAUGUAACUUUUUUGUAAAAAGAGAAGAGGUGAAGAUAAAAAUCGAAUAAAUCUUGAAAACCAA
This is a messenger RNA of Phlebotomus argentipes, 3366 nucleotides long. It is a transcript of the gene Mgat2, whose product is annotated as alpha-1,6-mannosyl-glycoprotein 2-beta-N-acetylglucosaminyltransferase. The transcript has 12 exons. The record is from RefSeq and is a predicted model, not a curated record. Gene Ontology annotation, biological process: oligosaccharide biosynthetic process; protein N-linked glycosylation. Gene Ontology annotation, molecular function: alpha-1,6-mannosylglycoprotein 2-beta-N-acetylglucosaminyltransferase activity. Gene Ontology annotation, cellular component: Golgi membrane; Golgi stack. Bases 585 to 2204 code for a protein of 539 amino acids. Lineage: Eukaryota; Metazoa; Arthropoda; Insecta; Diptera; Psychodidae.